AUGAGCGACACUGAGAAGAAGGCUGUCAUCCCCCACGUUCAGACGUUUGGCAAGAAGAAGACUGCUACCGCUGUUGCCUACGUUAAGCAAGGUAAGGGCCUUCUUAAGCUGAACGGCUCUCCCAUCACCUUGGUCCAGCCCGAGAUCCUCCGCUUCAAGGUCUACGAGCCCCUUUUGAUCGUUGGCUUGGACAAGUUCGCUGGCCUCGACAUCCGUGUCCGUGUUACCGGCGGUGGUCACGUCUCUCAGCUCUACGCCAUCCGUCAGGCUAUUGCUAAGGGUCUGAUUGCAUACUACCAGAAGUUCGUAGACGAGCAGAGCAAGAAUGAGCUCAAGCGUGCUCUCGUCAAGUACGACCGUACUCUUCUGAUUGCCGACCCUCGCCAGAGCGAGCCCAAGAAGUUCGGUGGUCCCGGCGCCCGUGCUCGUUACCAGAAAUCGUACCGUUAA
Messenger RNA from Wickerhamiella sorbophila, 450 nucleotides. Its product is annotated as 40S ribosomal protein S16. Gene Ontology annotation, biological process: translation; maturation of SSU-rRNA from tricistronic rRNA transcript (SSU-rRNA, 5.8S rRNA, LSU-rRNA). Gene Ontology annotation, cellular component: cytosolic small ribosomal subunit; ribosome. NCBI's taxonomy places the organism in Eukaryota, Fungi, Ascomycota, Dipodascomycetes, Dipodascales, Trichomonascaceae. The record is from RefSeq and is a predicted model, not a curated record. Bases 1 to 450 code for a protein of 149 amino acids. The transcript has a single exon. Gene Ontology annotation, molecular function: RNA binding; structural constituent of ribosome.